ACCACUCAAUUUAGUGCAAUUCUUGGCUUACGCCGUGCAGAUCUGUUAGCAAUGAUGGCGGCGCGUAAAGUGUUAAUUUCCCUGCUUAUAGCACUGCUAUCCAUCAUUCCGAGCAAUGCUGCGCCCAAUGGACGUAUCGUUGGUGGUGUCGAUGCCACAAUCGGUCAGUUCGCACACCAGGUCUCUCUGCAGCGUGAAGAUGGCUCCCACACGUGUGGUGGAUCGAUUAUUAGUGAAAACUAUAUUCUGACAGCGGCGCAUUGUGUUGUUGUUGGCAAUGGUAUUGAACCUUAUCCUGCUAAAUUUUACCAAGUGCGCGUUGGCAGCAUACAACGUACGGUCGGUGGGCAGUUGUUGAAGUUAAAACGCAUUAUCGUUAACAAAACUUACGGUAAUUUCCUGAAUGAUGUAGCCCUUCUGGAAUUGGAGCAACCUCUGGUGUUUACCAGCAAUAUACAAGCCAUCGAACUGGCUGAUGAAGAAGUGCCCACCGGUGAAGAAGUCACCAUCUCAGGUUGGGGACGUCUCUACACAAACGGUCCAAUUCCAUAUCGCCUGCAAUGGAAUACAUUGAAGGCCUUGAACGUGGAGGAGUGUGAUGCAGCUAUCGGCAUGGGUGAGGCAAGUAUAAUCUGUUUGGCUCAUCAGGCUGGAAACGGUGCAUGCAACGGUGACUCAGGUGGACCAGCCACUUAUAAGGGCAAACUGGUUGGUGUUGCUGGUUUUGUGGUUGGUGGUUGUGGUAGUGCCAAUCCCGAUGGUUAUGCCAAAGUGUCUUAUCAUCGUGAAUGGAUUAGAGCUAAUGCUGGUGUCUAAAGUAACUAAGGAAAUGUAUAUAGUAAUAAUAAUAAUAAAAAACAUAUUUAUU
This is a messenger RNA of Ceratitis capitata (Mediterranean fruit fly), 868 nucleotides long. Its product is annotated as serine protease SP24D-like. The record is from RefSeq and is a predicted model, not a curated record. The coding region runs from base 52 to 816 and encodes 254 amino acids. The transcript is spliced from 2 exons. Gene Ontology annotation, biological process: proteolysis. NCBI's taxonomy places the organism in Eukaryota, Metazoa, Arthropoda, Insecta, Diptera, Tephritidae. Gene Ontology annotation, molecular function: serine-type endopeptidase activity.